ACCUUAAAGAGAGCCUUCCUUCACUUCAUAGUUACCUUAAACAGAGCCUUCCUUCACAUCAUAGUUACCUUAAACAGAGCCUUCCUUCACUUCAUAGAUACCUUAAACAGAGCCUUCCCUCACUUCAUAGAUACCUUAAACAGAGCCUUCCUUUACUGCAUAGCUACCUUAAACAUAGCCUUCCUUCACUUCAUAGUUACCUUAAACAGAGCCUUCCUUCACUUCAUAGUUACCUUAAACAGAGCCUUCCUUCACUUCAUAGAUACAUUAAACAGAGCCUUCCUUCACUUCAUAGUUACCUUAAACAGAGCCUUCCUUCACUUCAUAGAUACCUUAAACAGAGCCUUCCUUCACUUCAUAGUUACCUUAAAGAGAGCCUUCCUUCACUUCAUAGUUACCUUAAACAGAGCCUUCCUUCACAUCAUAGUUACCUUAAACAGAGCCUUCCUUCACAUCAUAGAUACCUUAAAAAGAGCCUUCAUUCACAUCACAGUUACCAAGUAACAGAGCCUUCCUUCACUUCAUAGUUACCUUAAACAGAGCCUUCCUUCACAUCAUAGUUACCUUAAACUGAGCCUUCCUUCACAUCAUAGUUACCUUAAACAGAGCCUUCCUUCACAUCAUAGUUACCUUAAACAGAGCCUUCCUUUACUUCAUAGAUACCUUAAACAGAGCCUUCCAUCACUUCAUAGAUACCUUAAACAGAGCCUUCCUUCAUGUCAUAGAUAUGUUAAACAGAGCCUUCCUUCACUUCAUAGAUACCUUAAACAGAGCCUUCCCUCACUUCAUAGAUACCUUAAACAGAGCCUUCCUUUACUUCAUAGCUACCUUAAACAUAGCCUUCCUUCACUUCAUAGUUACCUUAAACAGAGCCUUCCUUCACUUCAUAGUUACCUUAAACAGAAGCCUUCCUUCACUUCCAUAGAUACAUUAAACAGAGCCUUCCUUCACUCAUAGUACCUUAAAACAGAGCCUUCCUUCACUUCAUAGGAUACCUUAAACAGAGCCUUCCUUCACUUCAUAGUUACCUUAAAGAGAGCCUUCCUUCACUUCAUAGUUUACCUUAAACAGAGCCUCCUUCACAUCAUAGUUACCUUAAACAGAGCCUUCCUUCACAUCAUAGUUACCUUAAACAGAGCCUUCCUUCACUUCAUAGUUACCUUAAACAGAGCCUUCCUUCACAUCAUAGUUACCUUAAACAGAGCCUUCCUUUACUUCAUAGAUACCUUAAACAGAGCCUUCCAUCACUUCAUAGAUACCUUAAACAGAGCCUUCCUUCAUGUCAUAGAUAUGUUAAACAGAGCCUUCCUUCACUUCAUAGAUACCUUAAACAGAGCCUUCCCUCACUUCAUAGAUACCUUAAACAGAGCCUUCCUUUACUUCAUAGCUACCUUAAACAUAGCCUUCCUUCACUUCAUAGUUACCUUAAACAGAGCCUUCCUUCACUUCAUAGUUACCUUAAACAGAGCCUUCCUUCACUUCAUAGUUACCUUAAACAGAGCCUUCCUUCACUUCAUAGAUACCUUAAACAGAGCCUUCCUUCACUUCAUAGUUACCUUAAAGAGAGCCUUCCUUCACUUCAUAGUUACCUUAAACAGAGCCUUCCUUCACAUCAUAGUUACCUUAAACAGAGCCUUCCUUCACAUCAUAGUUACCUUAAACAGAGCCUUCCUUCACUUCAUAGAUACCUUAAACAGAGCCUUCCUUCACUUCAUAGUUACCUUAAACAGAGCCUUCCUUCACUUCAUAGAUACCUUAAAAAGAGCUUUCCUUCACUUCAUAGUUACCAAGUAACAGCCUUACUUCACAUCAUAGUUACCAAGUAACAGAGCCUUCCUUCACUUCAUAGUUACCAAGUAACAGAGCCUUCCUUCAAAUAAUAGUUACCUUAAACACAGCCUUCCUUUACAUCAUAGUUACCUUAAACAGAUCCUUCCUUCACUUCAUAGAUACCUUAAACAGAGCUUUCCUUCACUUCAUAGAUACCUUAAACAGAGCCUUCCUUCACUUCAUAGAUACCUUAAACAGAACCUUCCUUUUCUUCAUAGCUACCUUAAACAGAGCCUUUCUUCACUUCAUAGAUACCUUAAACAGAGCCUUCCUUCACUUCAUAUUUUUUCCUUAAACAGAGCCUUCCUUCACUUCAUAGUUACCUUAAACAGAGCCUUCCUUUACUUCAUAGCUUUUUUAAACAGAGCCUUCCUUCACUUCAUAGUUACCUUAAACAGAGGCCUUUCCUUUACUUCAUAGCUUUUUUAAACAGAGCCUUCCUUCACUUCAUAGUUACCUUAAACAGAGCCUUCCUUUACUUCAUAGCUUUUUUAAACAGAGCCUUCCUUCACUUCAUAGUUACCUUAAACAGAGCCUUCCUUCACUUCAUAGAUACAUUAAACAGAGCCUUCCUUCACUUCAUAGUUACCUUAAACAGAGCCUUCCUUCACUUCAUAGAUACCUUAAACAGAGCCUUCCUUCACUUCAUAGUUACCUUAAAGAGAGCCUUCCUUCACUUCAUAGUUACCUUAAACAGAGCCUUCCUUCACAUCAUAGUUACCUUAAACAGAGCCUUCCUUCACAUCAUAGUUACCUUAAACAGAGCCUUCCUUCACUUCAUAGAUACCUUAAACAGAGCCUUCCUUCACUUCAUAGUUACCUUAAACAGAGCCUUCCUUUACUUCAUAUAUACCUUAAACAGAGCCUUCCAUCACUUCAUAGAUACCUUAAACAGAGCCUUCCUUCAUGUCAUAGAUAUGUUAAACAGAGCCUUCCUUCACUUCAUAGAUACCUUAAACAGAGCCUUCCUCACCUUCAUAGAUACCUUAAACAGAGCCUUCCUUUACUCAUAGCUACCUUAAACAUAGCCUUCCUUCACUUCAUAGUUACCUUAAACAGGAGCCUUCCUUCACUUCAUAGUUACCUUAAACAGAGCCUUCCUUCACUUCAUAGAUACAUUAAACAGAGCCUACCUUCACUUCAUAGUUACCUUAAAACAGAGCCUUCCUUCACUUCAUAGAUACCUUAAAAGAGCCUUCCCUUCACUUCAUAGUUACCUUAAAGAGAGCCUUCCCUUCACUUCAUAGUACCUUAACAGAGCCUUCCUUCACAUCAUAGUUACCUUAAACAGAGCCUUCCUUUACUUCAUAGAUACCUUAAACAGAGCCUUCCAUCACUUCAUAGAUACCUUAAACAGAGCCUUCCUUCAUGUCAUAGAUAUGUUAAACAGAGCCUUCCUUCACUUCAUAGAUACCUUAAACAGAGCCUUCCCUCACUUCAUAGAUACCUUAAACAGAGCCUUCCUUUACUUCAUAGCUACCUUAAACAUAGCCUUCCUUCACUUCAUAGUUACCUUAAACAGAGCCUUCCUUCACUUCAUAGUUACCUUAAACAGAGCCUUCCUUCACUUCAUAGAUACAUUAAACAGAGCCUUCCUUCACUUCAUAGUUACCUUAAACAGAGCCUUCCUUCACUUCAUAGAUACCUUAAACAGAGCCUUCCUUCACUUCAUAGUUACCUUAAAGAGAGCCUUCCUUCACUUCAUAGUUACCUUAAACAGAGCCUUCCUUCACAUCAUAGUUACCUUAAACAGAGCCUUCCUUCACAUCAUAGUUACCUUAAACAGAGCCUUCCUUCACUUCAUAGAUACCUUAAACAGAGCCUUCCUUCACUUCAUAGUUACCUUAAACAGAGCCUUCCUUCACUUCAUAGAUACCUUAAAAAGAGCUUUCCUUCACUUCAUAGUUACCAAG
This is a messenger RNA of Coregonus sp. 'balchen', 3743 nucleotides long. NCBI's taxonomy places the organism in Eukaryota, Metazoa, Chordata, Actinopteri, Salmoniformes, Salmonidae. The record is from the annotation of a GenBank genome assembly.